AAAAAAGGGGUCUGUAAGACCCUGCAGUGUUUAAAAAAAAAACCCCACUGCAGUUAAAAAAAGAGAAAAAAGGACACGCCAGUGAUAAGGAGCACGCGAGCACCAGAGCCCAAAGUGACAGGUGUUCAUAAUUGGGGAGCAGCAGGUGUCGUAAAGGAGGAAGACAGAGGAUAGCGUCCUGUUUGACGGAAAAUAUCGCAUUUAAAAACGAAUUUUAAAUAUAUAUUUUCACGGAACACGGUACAAAAAAUGAUCCUCGUCGACUUGAAGCUGAGCGUGGUCCUCGUGCUUCUCGUCGGCUUCACGAGCCACCGUGUUGAAGGAGUCUGCAGUGUGGAGCAUUGCACUGACCGCUCAAGAUGUCUUCUGUCUAAAGACCAAAGAAGCUGCAAAUGUGCCACUGGCUUUUAUGCUGACCGGUGUGACAAAGAUGCACACAUCAAAGUAAUGUGCGGCAGAGACUACAUAGCAAUUCAAGCGAUAGAAGAUUUCUUCAAGUAUCACAAGGUGCCGCUGGAGUCCCUGCACCUGCCCAACAAAUCGUGUCGUGCUCAGAGAGAGGUCAUCAACGGUGUGCCGUACUACACAUCCAGAAUAUCCAAAACCAAAUAUCUCGCCUGCGGAGGCAAGCCGCCGGAGAGAAACUUUACCCACAUCUCCUAUUCCCUGAGUCUUCUGUCGGACCCUCAGGUUACUGGAAACAUCAUCAGAAAUCCAGUCAUUAAGAUGGACUUUGCAUGCGUCUAUCCAUACGUCAGAAGAGUCAGCCUGCCUUUCCCAGUCGUCCCCUUUUCCACUGAGGCAGUGAUGCGAGUAGAUGACCUCGAUGCCACAAUACAAAUGAUGUUGUUCACAGACCGCUCCUACUCCAAGGCCUACACCAGUGCUCCCACCAUUGAACUCAGAGACAAGGUGUAUGUGGAGGUGACGGUCACAGAGCCUGCAGAUUUCUUCCUGCUCCGGAUUAACGAGUGCUGGGCCACACAGUCUCCUCAGCCGAACACUUCAGAGGGACUCGUUCACACUCUGCUUCUGAACGGGUGUGUGAAGGACAGCACUGUUUCCUUCCUGAACGUGAGCGCAGGACAGUCGGGGCGUAACGGAGAAAGUUCAACCAUUCGCUACAGCUUCGACAUGUUUCGCUUCACAGCAGAACCUCCCGAGCUCUAUCUGCACUGCACCGUUCAGCUGUGUGAGCCAGACGACCACAAGUCCUGCACACCCAACUGUAAUUCAAUCAGUAAGAGAGAAGCGGUGAGAGCCGCCCCCACUCUGGGCCUCCUGUCUUAUGGACCCAUCAGGGUUGAAAUGCCGGACAGACCUCAAUCCAGCAUACUGACAUCGGUGGUGCUGCCUGUAGCAGGUGUCUGGACUGUGGGCUUCUUCCUCAUCAUCCUCAUCACUGUGGCCAAGGCAGGCAGCAGGAGGCUCGCACAAACGGAGGAGCACUGACAACAACAAUGCUGCUGUUGGCAGCUUGAAUAAAACUUCAAAAAGCAUCCAUAUCUUCUU
This is a messenger RNA of Plectropomus leopardus (leopard coralgrouper), 1512 nucleotides long. It is a transcript of the gene zpd, whose product is annotated as zona pellucida glycoprotein d. The record is from RefSeq and is a predicted model, not a curated record. NCBI's taxonomy places the organism in Eukaryota, Metazoa, Chordata, Actinopteri, Perciformes, Serranidae.